Molecule: messenger RNA, 3755 nt
Organism: Rhagoletis pomonella (apple maggot)
Lineage: Eukaryota; Metazoa; Arthropoda; Insecta; Diptera; Tephritidae
Product: Y+L amino acid transporter 2-like
Exons: 4
Coding region: 1761-3281 (506 amino acids)
Biological process (GO): amino acid transmembrane transport
Cellular component (GO): membrane
Molecular function (GO): L-amino acid transmembrane transporter activity
Source: RefSeq, a predicted model, not a curated record
GAAUAUUGUUUAAAGAAAACAAACUCCAGAUUACGUCUGCGUGACUCCAGCAUGACUUUACAGCUCACUUUAAGUUAUUGACAAUAUAUGAUAUAUUGACAAUUUUUUCUGCAGGGUAUGUUUAUCAUCUACUCAGACAGAUCGGGUGUGUUGUGUUUUGUAUGCUGAAGUCUGGCGCUGUUGCUGCCAUUUUGCUACACAUUCACCACAUUCUGCUUGGUGUAUCGUCGUCCACCAACCUCUGGCUGAUUGACAAAGUAUUUAGCUGCUCGAAACAACCGGCCAGCUGUGCAUAUAAGCAUUGCUUGCUUAGUAGACAACAGAAUGUUUUUCCAGUUUUCUUUUAGUAUGAAUUGAGCGCGCAAAUUGUAUGGACGUGAAAACUGCAGCAGCGAAGUCAAAGUCAAAGUCAGAGGCGAUUUUCUUUUCUCGUGCUAAGAAAUACAUAGUUUAACAAGAGCAAAAUAUUUUACAUUCGAGCUUUUUUUUUUGUGGAAAGAAUUGUUGCAGGAAAUUUCGGAAAAAUUUAUAUCUACAUAAUUUUCUAUGCAAAAGAAAUUAUUUAAUUAAGAGAAUAUAAGAAAAUGUUCGCAGAUUUGCAAACCGGUGUUUAAAUAGACUUUUUGACUUAAGCUUUGAACUAAAAAGCAGCGCGACCACGUGUACACUCAAGCACGAGCUGGAGUAAGAGAAUUUGAGUGAAGUUAACGCAAAAUAAAAGUGACAAGAAAUAAUAUAAAGUUUUGCGGCGCUAAAAGCAAAGCUUCUUGCAAAAGCGUGUGCACGUUGAACUCGAAUUUUUUUGUAGAAUAAAACAUAAAAAUUAUAUAAAAAUAAAAAUACAAAAAAAAACAAAUAACCGCAAGAAUUCCAGCAACCAAAGCUACAAAAGGCUCAUUUAUGCUAUAUGUACAUACUUAUGUAUAUGUAUGCAAAACGCGCCUUGAAAAUAUCUAUUAUUUUUUUGUUUUUGUACUUUAAAUACAUUUGUUUUUGUAACGUUGCUGGCAAUUCCGCGCUCAGUGAGCUCUACAUCGUAUUCAAGAGCGCGCCAGUGAAACUAAAUAACAGCUUUCGUUAUUCAAAAUGCAAAUUUCGUCAACGUUGGCAAACUGAUAACGCACUGGGGUGUGUGCGUACGCGAGUAAAUGUGCCACGCUGCCUCAACCCAGCUGUUAAUGUGAAGCGGGAAUAGUAGUAGUGAAUUGAAAUGACACAUGCGAAAAAACAAACUACCUGCAAAUAAACAAACAAAUAAAAUACCAAAAGACCUAGCAACGCUAAGAAGCAAAAUAAAAAAUUGCUAUUUAACGGUCGUAAACAAGGCAAACAGGUGGCCCAAGCGUCAGCGUGAUCGUGAGAAAAAGUGCUUAUGUGUAUACAACUCGCGCGGCUGAUGCAAUACACCGCUGUGAUUGCUAACAACAAACAAGAAUAUUAGUGAAACUAUAUACAUACAAACAUAAUUAGAAAGUAAACCAAAAUCUUCAAACCCCCAAAGAAAAGAAGCAAACAGCAUUCCGGCGCAUGCGUACAAUCUUCCUUUUUUACACCCUUAAAUGUGUACAAUAAGCGCUUAAGCACCUUCGAAACUUAAAAAUCUAACUCAAAUCCUACACACAACAACCCUUGAGCAGCAACGAGCUCAACGAACAUCACACAGCCUACAUUUUCCAAUUUUCUUACCUCUAAUUGAGUUAGCAGGCAGCACAAUCGGAAGUCUCACACAAAAUACGCUCACAAACUCUCAACACAACACAAUGGCUCGCAUACAGCCUGGUGAUAAUGUGAUAACUCCGCGUCCCCUCUUCGAUACACCCGUCAAUUCGAUUGCGGAUGUGGGCGCACAACAUAAUCUCUCAACAGAUAGUUCCAGUCAAGGUUCUGGUGUAAAGCUUAAAAAACAAAUUGGCCUGCUUGAUGGUGUGGCAAUUAUUGUGGGCGUCAUUGUUGGCGCCGGUAUUUUCGUCAGUCCCAAAGGUGUGCUGCUCUACUCAGGCUCGAUUGGUCAAUCGUUGAUCGUUUGGAUUUUAUGCGGGGCAUUGAGUAUGGUUGGCGCGCUUUGCUAUGCAGAAUUGGGUACAAUGAUCCCCAAAUCUGGCGGCGAUUAUGCUUACAUCGGCACAGCGUUUGGUCCACUGCCCGCCUUCUUAUAUCUCUGGGUAGCGCUGCUUGUACUCGUACCAACUGGAAAUGCCAUAACAGCGCUCACAUUCGCACAAUAUUUGCUGCAACCAUUUUGGCCGUCAUGCGAUGCGCCCAUAGCGGCGGUACAACUGUUGGCAGCCGUGAUGACAUGUAUUCUGACAGUCAUCAAUUGCUACAACGUACGUUGGGUGACGCGUGUUACCGACAUCUUUACCGGCACCAAGGUAUUCGCAUUGCUUGUGAUAGUCGCUGCUGGCGCAUGGUAUCUCUUCGCCGGCCACACAGAGCAGUGGGAUGAACCAAUGCGUGGCACCUUCACAGCACCCGGUUUGAUAGCGCUCGCUUUCUACAAUGGUCUCUUCUCGUACUCUGGUUGGAAUUAUUUGAAUUUUGUCACAGAAGAGCUAAAGGAUCCAUACAAGAAUCUGCCACGUGCCAUAUGCAUCUCCAUGCCGGUGGUGACGCUAAUCUAUGUGGUGACAAAUAUUUCCUAUUUUUCGGUGCUCUCGCCAGAGGAGAUGUUGUCUUCGGACGCAGUCGCUGUGACUUUUGGCGAUAAAAUGCUCGGCUUCAUGUCCUGGCUCAUGCCGUUCUUUGUCGCCUGCUCGACUUUUGGUUCGUUAAACGGUGCCAUAUUUGCCUCUUCGCGUCUCUUUUUUGUCGGUGCACGAAAUGGUCAUUUGCCUGCGGCAAUUUCACUCAUCAAUGUGAAUUGUUUGACGCCUGUGCCAUCGCUGAUCUUUCUGUGCGUCAUCACCUUAGUGCUGCUCUUCAUCAAGGACGUAUAUUCGCUCAUCAACUAUGUCAGCUACGUGGAAGCGCUCUUCACGCUACUCUCCGUGUCGGGCUUGCUAUGGUUGCGUUAUAAGCAACCGAAAACAGAACGUCCCAUUCGCGUCAGCCUCGCCCUACCAAUCAUUUAUCUGCUGACGUGUCUCUUUCUUGUGAUCUCAUCCGUUUUCCAGUCACCCAUCGAAGUGGGUGUAGGCACUACCAUUAUACUCUCCGGCAUUCCCAUCUACUACCUAACCAUACAUCGACCAGUGAAAUGGCUGACCGGUCUGUCACAAGCGAUUAAUCUUUGGUGCUCAAAAUUCUUUAUUUGUAUGCCAAACCAAGAAAAGUUCGAUUAGUUUUUAAGCGUUGAGUUAUAGGUUAAGUUAAACUAAGACGAAUUGCCAGAAUAAUGACAGUAGCUGUAAUUUACUGUGACAAAGUUUAGGGACAAAUGCAUGAAUAAAUUAGUGGUAGUGUAUAGAGGUCGGUAAAGACCUUUUAACAAAAUGGGGUGCCUAGAAAAUCCAAUAUGUGGAAAGAUUUGUGUGCCUUCAAAAGUUCGGGUUUGAAUUAGAAAACGAAAACAAUCGAAUUGAAUUAACUCCCCAACUUAUAAAUGUGAAAAAUACAUACAUAGACAUACUAUGUAUACGAAUUUAUAAAUCCGAUAACCAUAUAAAGCUAUUUUUGUCCUAACUGUUCUAGAACAGCGAUUUACAGAGCUCUUAACCAGCAUAAAACUUUUUCUACUAGGUGUGCAUACAGUGGCGAAAAAAUAAAUAAGGAAGAGAUAUUUUAGCAUUCUUUGCGUUAAUUUCAUAUUUAUUUGU